AUUGCAGAGAAGAAAGAGCCAAAUCAAACCAGGUUGCCUCAACCUCAACUCCAAAGCAAAGCAAAGCAAACAAGCACCACCAUUCUCUUCUCUCUCCCUGUGUUUGUCCAAUAAAUAAUAAUAUCUUUCUCGGUGUAAUAGCAUCACUGUAAGACAAGGUAAAAGCGGGACCAGAGAGAAAACAGGGGGAUUUGUUUCUCUCUGCAGUUGCACUCUUGCAGGCAGGUGCAGCUGUUUCCCGUUCUGCUCCUCUCCCAACCCCUCUGUUUCUUUGGAGUGAGAAAGUUUUAUACUUUAGAACCAGCUAGCGAGCAAGUGAGCGAGUGUCAUACAUAUAUAUAAAUAGCGUGCGAGAAAUGCAGCAGCACCUGAUGCAGAUGCAGCCUAUCAUGGCAGCCUAUUACCCCAACAACGUCACCACUGAUCACAUUCAACAGUACCUGGAUGAGAACAAGUCCUUGAUCCUGAAGAUUGUUGAAAGCCAGAAUUCUGGCAAGCUGAGCGAGUGUGCAGAGAACCAAUCAAGGCUGCAGAGAAAUCUCAUGUACCUAGCUGCAAUAGCUGAUUCUCAACCCCAACCAUCUCCAAUGCCUGGUCAGUAUCCUUCUAGUGGACUUAUGCAGCAGGGAGCACACUACAUGCAGGCUCAGCAGGCUCAGCAGAUGUCACAACAACAGCUAAUGGCUUCGCGCUCCUCACUCUUGUACUCCCAACAGCCUUUCUCAGUGCUUCAACAGCAGCAAGGCAUGCACAGCCAACUUGGCAUGAGCUCCAAUGGAAGUCAAGGCCUCCACAUGUUGCAAACUGAAGCCACUAAUGUUGGAGGCAAUGCAAACAUAGGAACCGGAGGAAGGUUUCCCGACUUUGUACGCAUUGCUAGUGGCAAGCAAGAUAUUGGAAGUUCUGGUGAAGGCCGAGGAGGAAGCUCUAGUGGCCAUUCUGGUGAUGGUGGUGAAACCCUUAAUUACCUGAAAGCUGCUGGUGAUGGAAACUGAACUAGCCAGGGAGAAUGGUAAAAGUUUCCUUGGCCUUUUUAGCCGUUUAUUGAGUUAGGAGAAUUAAGUAGGGGAAGGGAAGGAGGAAAGGGAAAAGUUGCUGCUUAGAUAUCUUGUUUGUUAAUCUUGUGCUGAAGGCAAACUGCCUUAACGUUUCUGUAGUAGUACUAGUAAGUAACAUGAUGCAUGCUUUAAUUUUUCUUGUGUAAAGUUCUAGUCAUAAAUGUCAAGGUCACAAGUUCCUCCCCUUUCUGUGUGCCCA
Molecule: messenger RNA, 1257 nt
Organism: Glycine soja
Lineage: Eukaryota; Viridiplantae; Streptophyta; Magnoliopsida; Fabales; Fabaceae
Product: GRF1-interacting factor 1-like
Exons: 4
Coding region: 357-995 (212 amino acids)
Biological process (GO): leaf development; positive regulation of transcription by RNA polymerase II; cell population proliferation
Cellular component (GO): nucleus
Molecular function (GO): transcription coactivator activity
Source: RefSeq, a predicted model, not a curated record